AUGUUCAAACCUAGUGCCCACAGACGUCUACCUAGGGAGGAUGACAUAAUACAGGAAGACGACGAGGAUGGCCCGUUAUGGCCUAGUGCCCUCAGACGCCUAUCUAAUGAGGAGGAGAGGCUGAAAAUCGCCGAUGGCGACGAAAGGAAGCUCUUCAGUGCAUAUCCCCGAGGAUCAAUGGAAAACAGGGACUACAAAGUUUGGGACAUCUAUUUUACCCUUGGAGGCGACUCCUUAUAUGCAGGGAGGAUUCUGAAGGCAGUCAUGAAAUUUCCGAGUUCCUAUCCUCUUCGGCCACCCACUCUCAAGUUUGUUUCAAAGAUGUUCCACCCAAACAUCUACGAGGACGGAAAGAUGUGUAUAUCCAUUCUCGAGGAGGACAAGCAGCAGGACUCAUCAGUAUUCGGAGACCCCAAAGAUAAGUGGACCCCUGUCCAGAAUAUCAGAACGAUUGUCAUGUCGAUUGUGGUGAUUCUUAACUCUCCAAACAUAUCGUCUCCGGCAAACGUAGACGCCUCUGUGAUGUACAGAGACAAUCCUGAGGAGUAUAUCAAAGAGGUCAUUAGGAUUGCCAGGGAGGAAGAUGAGAAGCUUAGAAGAACAGAUCCGCAGGCCAGGGAAGUAGCGUUGCAAAUGAAAGCCGAGAAUUAG
Messenger RNA from Encephalitozoon cuniculi GB-M1, 651 nucleotides. Its product is annotated as ubiquitin conjugating enzyme E2. Gene Ontology annotation, biological process: ubiquitin-dependent protein catabolic process; protein polyubiquitination. The transcript has a single exon. Lineage: Eukaryota; Fungi; Microsporidia; Unikaryonidae. The record is from RefSeq and is marked provisional. Bases 1 to 651 code for a protein of 216 amino acids. Gene Ontology annotation, molecular function: ubiquitin conjugating enzyme activity.